GUCGUUUCUUACAAUGCAGAGGACCAUAUGCAAAAAGAAGGCAUCCACUGGUGGAUUCAACAUUAGUAUCAGAAAUGAGAAGAUGCAUUGAUGCUGGGGUUGAAUUUCAAGGAGAAUUGUUAAAUUUCAGGAAGGAUGGAUCCCCAUUGAUGAAUAGGUUACGCUUGACACCUAUAUAUGGGGAUGAGGAGAUGAUAACUCAUAUAAUAGGAAUUCAGUUCUUCACAGAAGCAAAUCUUGAUCUGGGUCCACUUCCGGGAUCUUCAGCAAAGGAGUCUGCAAGAUCAUCUGAUCGGUUUCGCUCCAGUCUUUCUUUCUGCGGAGUAGCUCCAGAUGGAAGCCGGAAUAGCAGUCGUGGGUUUGGUGGGAUACUUCAGUUGAGCGAUGAAGUCAUGUCUCUCAAGAUUCUUUCACGAUUAACCCCGAGAGAUAUUGCAUCAAUUGGUUCUGUCUGCAGGCGAUUCUAUGAGAUGACAAAAAAUGAAGAUCUUUGGAGAAUGGUCUGCCAAAAUGCAUGGGGUAGUGAAACAACUCGGGUAUUAGAGACGGUGCCUGGGGCUAAGAGACUGGGAUGGGGUAGAUUGGCAAGAGAACUGACCACUCUUGAAGCAGCGGCAUGGAGGAAGCUAACCGUUGGAGGUGCUGUUGAACCCUCUCGUUGCAACUUCAGCGCAUGUGCAGUUGGGAAUCGGGUGGUUCUGUUUGGAGGGGAGGGGGUCAACAUGCAACCAAUGAAUGAUACCUUCGUAUUGGACUUGAACUCCAGCAACCCAGAGUGGCAACAUGUCAAAGUGAGCUCUCCACCUCCGGGGCGUUGGGGUCACACACUUUCUUGUGUCAAUGGAUCUCAUUUGGUUCUAUUUGGAGGCUGUGGCAGGCAGGGGUUACUCAAUGAUGUAUUUGUGUUGGAUUUAGAUGCCAAACAUCCAGCUUGGCGUGAAAUCUCCAGCUUGGCCCCUCCACUUCCAAGAUCAUGGCACAGCUCCUGUACCCUAGAUGGGUCCAAGUUGAUUGUUUCUGGUGGUUGUGCAGAUUCUGGAGUACUACUUAGUGAUACUUUCCUCCUUGAUCUCUCUAUGGAGACGCCCAUAUGGCGUGAGAUACCCGUAGCAUGGACCCCGCCUUCUCGUUUGGGUCACACAUUAUCUGUUUAUGGCGGCAGGAAAAUUCUGAUGUUUGGAGGACUUGCCAAGAGUGGGCCCCUGCGGUUCCGUUCGAGCGAUGUGUUCACCAUGGAUUUGAGCGAGGAGGAACCAUGCUGGAGAUGUGUAACUGGGAGUGGAAUGCCUGGAGCUGGAAAUCCAGGUGGGAUAGCUCCCCCUCCAAGACUUGAUCAUGUGGCAGUUAGCCUCCCUGGUGGUAGAAUCCUUGUUUUUGGUGGGUCUGUGGCUGGUCUUCACUCAGCUUCACAGCUUUAUAUACUGGACCCCACUGAGGAGAAGCCUACGUGGAGAUUAUUAAAUGUCCCUGGACGGCCUCCAAGAUUUGCUUGGGGACACAGUACAUGCGUUGUUGGAGGGACCAGGGCCAUUGUUCUUGGAGGUCAAACAGGGGAAGAGUGGAUGCUAAGUGAGCUUCACGAGCUAUCUUUAGCAAGUUCUAUAAUCUGAUUGGAGAAAGGCCAGCUGUUGUGAAGAAAUCACGUCGGGUCUUUUGCCUCAGGAAUUGAAGUUUGAUACGAGUAUAACCCAUUAUAUGAGAUUGAUGGUGAAUUUGCUAAAAAUGCUUGAUGGAUAUUGCAGAGGUCAGUGAUGGUCUACUGAUUGCUGUCUUUUGUUAGUUUUCUCGUGCAAGGUAGUUCGGGCAGGCAAUGAACAUGUCAACGGCUGGCUUAUUCCGACUUUCUUUUGUGAGGUUUGUAUGGGACUGUUCUUUGAACUGCACUUUGGAUCAUUCUGCCUUUCUAGGCUAAUACUUGGUAGAUUGGUAGGUACUAUCAAUGUAGGUGGUGGUGGUUCGGGUUCUGUAAUUUUACCUUGAGAAAGGAAGAAAAAAUAUAGAAUUAAACAAACACAAUAUCUGAAGGGUGCAUGAAUAUAUAGCAAGUGACGGACCGCUUGUGUUUUUGUCUUUGUCUGUAGACAACGCUAUCUGUAGCUCGCGUUUGUUCAUUAGAAUGUCUCAUCUGGGUUUAGACUUCUGAAACUGAUGGCGAGGUCAGACGAGAAUCAGAUGAAGCCGUCCAGGCCGCCUCUGCUGUUCAUGGUGAUGCCCAAAUUUGUUGCUGGCGUCACGUUUUUCUGGCUGAGGUAUGCUUGCUUGAUCUCAGAACACUGCCAUUUUUGAUGAAUAAAUGAGGAGGAUACGACUUCUUCGUUUACUCGUCUGGAUGAUGGAUUUUUCAGCGUUAGGCUGCUGUCUGUCUGUCUGUCUGUCUUCUUUACUGUAUGGUGGUAUACAUAUUUGUGAUAAUUUCUGGCAGUGGUUGGAACUCCUUUCAUUUUAAACUGUAAUAUUUGAGUGUUGUAACCAAUGCCUACUAAUUUCAAUGUUUAUACAGCGUUUGAACAAACUACGAAGCUAAGAGGCAAAAAUGGCAUAAAUGUGAUGUUGUACAGUUGUGAUUGUUUAUUUGUAUUAAGUAAAUUAUGUUGAAG
Molecule: messenger RNA, 2597 nt
Organism: Ilex paraguariensis (yerba mate)
Lineage: Eukaryota; Viridiplantae; Streptophyta; Magnoliopsida; Aquifoliales; Aquifoliaceae
Source: the annotation of a GenBank genome assembly